GGCCACACGGACGGGGGACAACAACAGAGUACACUGUACACACCUCCGUCACAGCCGCCGCCACCUGGCGCCGACGAUUCCGACUUCCUAGCCCCAAUUCAGUGUUCACAGGCCACAGCGUUCUCGUGAGACGUCGAUUGUAUGGUGCUCUGUUUCUUUCGUACGAAAUUUCGCGCGCCAUUUUUCCCGAAUCAUUUUAUUUCUUUAUGACGCCAUAAAGACGAUUGCAUUAUGGGCACUCUGGACAAACACUGCACCGGCUACAAAAUCGACGACGUGUUCAAGUCCAACGCCCUAGUAGACAUCAGGGCUUGCAACAAGCCCGUGGUUAAGUUUUGUGUGCUUAAAUUUUUCUAGUGUUUUGUUUUUGAAAUGCAUGAUUUCCAGAUAUUAUUUUAACAGCAUACUAUCAAGAUGACAAAUAAUACGUCAUUAUUCCGCGGAGUACGUAGUUCAAAGUUUCGUCAUGUAUACGGAUCCCCGUCCAGGCGAGAAGAAUUGUAUGACAAUAUACCUAUCACACGUAAUGCUCAUGAUUCUAAUUUUUGUGCUGCCAACCCAAAAUUUGUUGCCAUUGUGACUGAAGUAGCUGGUGGUGGAGCAUUUGUAGUACUACCAAUCAAUAAGACUGGUCGUUUAGAUUUAAAUACGAGCAAAGUUACUGGCCAUAGAGGUCCAGUUUUGGAUGUAAAAUGGAAUCCAUUCAAUGAUAACAUAAUUGCUUCUUGUUCUGAUGAUUGUACUAUUAAAUUGUGGUAUAUCCCAGACAGUGGUCUAAGUUGCAACUUGAAUGAAUGGCUGAUAGAGUUAGUAGGACAUCGUCGCAGAGUGGGUUACAUUGAAUGGCAUCCAACUGCAGAGAAUGUCAUAGCCAGCUCUGGUUUUGAUUAUAUGGUUAUGUUAUGGGAUGCGGGAACUGGUCAAAUUUUAAAUACAAUUGAUUGCCAUCCAGACAUUGUGCAUUCAUUAGCAUUUAAUAGAGAGGGUACCAGAUUAGCAACAACUUGCAAAGACAAAAAAAUUAGAUCAAUUGAUCCUAGAUCUGGAUUAGUAGUUUCAGAGGGAAUUUGUCAUGAAGGUUCACGUUCGUGCAAGGUAAUUUAUUUAGAUAGUGAACGGUUAUUGACUACAGGUUUUUCAACAUACUCCGACAGGCAAAUAGCUAUUUGGAAUCAUACUGAUUUAUCAGAACCUUUGCACCGUGUCAAUAUUGAUUCAUCGUCAGGAAUCUUAUUCCCAUACUAUGACUAUGACACAAGAAUGGUUUACUUAGCUGGAAAAGGAGAUGGGAAUAUAAGAUAUUAUGAAAUAGUUGACGAAUCACCAUACAUACAUUUUUUAAAUCAAUUUAUAUCCGGUUGCCCACAGAAAGGAUUUGGAAUGAUGCUUAAACGUGGCUGUAGUGUGAGUCGUUGUGAAAUUAUGCGAUUUUAUAAAUUACAUACUACUCGUAAUGUCUGUGAACCAAUUUCAAUGAUUGUUCCAAGAAAGAGUGACCAGUAUCAACAUGACUUGUAUCCUGAUACGGCUGCUCCAGUACCAGCAUUGAGUGCCCAAGAAUGGUUUAAUGGAAUCAGCAAACCACCAGUUUUAAUGUCAAUGAAAACAGGGGUUUCAGUGAAAACACAUAAGCCUCAAGCAUUUGUUUCCAAUGAAGCCACACGCAAUGACACCAAUUAUCGUAUGAAAUUUGCCUUUCUCUCCAAGGAAACAGUCCCUGAUUAUCGACCACUAGAUAUGUUGCCAGAGAUUGAAAAAAUCCAAAAGACUCAAGUUAAUCAAAAUACGAGAUUUCAACAAAUACAACAGAAAUUGAGUAAUUCAUUAGUAGGAAAAUUCACUAACAUGACUGAUGGAGAUGAAGAAUGCAACAAUAUGAAGGAAAACUCAAAUUACAACGAUAAUUUAAAAAAUGAAUAUCAAAUGAAAAAAGCUUUCACUCGUCAAUGUGAAGAACUAAACAUGCUCAGAAAGCAAUUAGCCCACAGAGAUCGGCGCAUUCAAGAUCUCGAAGAUCUCGUUUCCACACUUCAAUCGCAGCUUAAAGUUCAAAGAUUACAGUAAUCGGUAGAUUAUUGCCUGGUGCAAUUUUAUCUCUCUAUAUAUAUUUUUUAAUACUUUUGAGCUUAUGUCUUUUGGCUAAAAGUAUGGCCCAAAGAUUAUAAAACCUAAUUGAGUAAUUAUCAAUCAAAUAAGCUUUGAGCUGCAAUUGUUUUUAAACUAAGAACCAAAUUCAGGGUUGAGACUAAAUGUCUGGAGAAAAAAAUACAUUUCUUUUUUGCACCCUAUAACUUCUGUGGUCAAAUAAUAAUUUUAUAAUUUUGCAUUUAUGUGUUUGCAUAACCUAUAAUUUUUUUUUAAAAUUAGGUUAUCAUUUGACAUUUAUAUAUUUCUGCUAAGCGAUGUAUGUUUUUGCUAGUAAUUGAAUGUAGUUAUAUUUUGUUGCGAGAUAAAAUGCAAAGAAAUUGAGGUGUCAUAUCACAUAAGAAAAUGUGUUUCUUAAAUAUAAAAUAUAUAAAAGAGAGUGUUAAAGUGAAAUCUGAUUGAUUGUAUAUUUUAAUAAAUCUAAAAAAAUCAGUCAAUAUUAUAUGUUUAUACUCAGUUCAAAGUGAGAAAUGCAAAAGGCGGCCGAUUUGUGCGUAGGGGCUUGGCAAUACUAGAAGACAGGUAUAUAGAUUGGUGAUUUAUUGAGGGGAGGAGUGAUAAACGGGUGUUACCUGAUUGCCGCAGAUAAAAACUGGUCGCCGCCUAUUGUGUUUCUUAUUUUGAUCAGAGUACCUAUAGUUUUAUUAUUUAGUAAUGUUAAAAGACUUUAUUUGGUUAAACUUUAAGAACAAUUAUUAUUAAUUUACUAGCAGCUAAAAGUUUUGAGAAAUGUCCUUUCAUUUUGGUUACUGUUAACAAAAAUCAAAUCAUCAUGGCAUAUAUAUUUUGUUUUGUUUUAUUUUGUUUUGUUUUAUUAUAUUGUUUGAGGAAUAAACAAUAAUUAUAAUUUACUGUGACGUUAAACUUAAGAUGUAUUUUUUCUGUCUUUAUGCGAGAUGUCCUCUUAAUCAUUUUGAUUAGGUAAUGUCCAACACAAUUAUUUUAUAUCACAUUGACCAAAAAUUAAUUAUUUAAUAUAGACUGAACAAAUAAAAAACAAAUGCUCCAAUAAUUACAAUAAUGUUAGUACUAUACAGAAAUUUAAGUAUAUAGUAUAUACUUAUGUAUUAUAUUAUAUUUAAGUUUUUCUUACAAUGCUACAAACUAAAUAAGGUUUAUUCUGUUAAUGCUUUAAUAAGAUUUUCACUGCUUUUGUUUUGUGUUUUAGAAAGAUAUAGAGAUUAAUUUCAGAUAAAUUCAUGUUUCUGACAGACAAUUCUAUUUUGAAAAUAAUAUAUUACAUACUUUUUAUAUCACGUUGUUUGAAUUGUAAUAAGUCUAUAAAACUAUAUAAUAUGCACAAUCAGGUUAGGCGAAAUAACUGCCAAUGUAUUUCACAUGAUAUCAUUAUAAGAAACUGAUUGUCACAUAUUUUAAAAAAUGUAUUUUUAAAUUCUGCAAUAACGUUAAACCAUAUUUGAUAUUAUAUAGUCUUAAUAAAUCUGUAUUUUUUCUACAAACAUGAAAUUUAGUUUCGCCUGAUGUGCUAUUAAAAUGUUGUCUUAUGUCAUUAUUUAUUUUUGUGAAAUGUAAUGUAACUGUUACAUGAGUUUAGUACGGCAGAUUGAUUUAUGUAUACCUAAGUUUAAUAUAAUAUUGUGCUUUAAUUUUUUUUUUCAUGCGGUUUUAGAUGUUUAUAAAUAGUGAAAAUAAUUUAUCGAUACAAUUUGUUUGAAAGUUAAUCGGUUAUUAAAAUUCUAAUAGUUAAUAUUUUUAUAAAUUAUCUAAUAUAGUCAACCUCCGUUGACGGUUCACCUCUUAAUAUUGGUCGUUGUCUAAUUCCUUCAAUAGAAGUUCUAUGGACAUUUUACUGUACCUCUAAAACCGCACGAAAACAAGUGAUGGGGAUGUGCAUAUUUUAUUUUAUGAUUAAAUUAUUAAGUUUUUUGGUUUGACAAUUAUUAAGUUUUAUUUUUUAUUAUUUUGCCUACAUAAGAUAACAACAUCCACUUUUGUUCUAUAACAGUGUGUUCAUACAGUCUAUUAAUGUUUUCUUGUAUAACAAUUAAAUUUGAUUUGAUUAAUAAUCCAUUUUUAUAUGCGCUCUACAAAACAGCUAGUAUCUGAGGACGUCAAUACAAUAUAUUGACAAGUUUUAAUUUUUAUUUGUUUUCAAUUUUUUUAUUAUGUUAAAAUAUGUUCAAUGUUGUACUCACAUUCCCAUCAAUAUAAUAUACGCUUUGAACAAAUAAAUAAAUAGAGUUUGUACCUGUAUUUGAUGUUUUGCUACUAUAAGCUACAUUUUUUUUUUACAUUUAUAUUUAAAUAUUACAUGAAACAUUAAUAUAUAUUUUUAAUUUUUGCUUGUAUAGUUAUAUAUAUAUAUAUGUAAAACAUAAAUAUGUA
This is a messenger RNA of Metopolophium dirhodum (rose-grain aphid), 4491 nucleotides long. Its product is annotated as coronin-2B-like. Lineage: Eukaryota; Metazoa; Arthropoda; Insecta; Hemiptera; Aphididae. Gene Ontology annotation, molecular function: actin filament binding. The record is from RefSeq and is a predicted model, not a curated record. Gene Ontology annotation, biological process: actin filament organization. Bases 415 to 2064 code for a protein of 549 amino acids. The transcript is spliced from 14 exons.